Messenger RNA from Myiozetetes cayanensis, 2628 nucleotides. RefSeq names its product tyrosine-protein kinase receptor UFO-like. Gene Ontology annotation, biological process: multicellular organism development; protein phosphorylation; cell migration. NCBI's taxonomy places the organism in Eukaryota, Metazoa, Chordata, Aves, Passeriformes, Tyrannidae. Gene Ontology annotation, molecular function: transmembrane receptor protein tyrosine kinase activity; protein binding; ATP binding. The record is from RefSeq and is a predicted model, not a curated record. Gene Ontology annotation, cellular component: signaling receptor complex.
AUGGAGGAGUCCCGGGGGCCCCCGGCGCUGCUGGUGCUGCUCGCGGCCAUCGCCGCCCUGGGCGCGACCCCCGCCCCGGCCGCGACCCCCGCCCCGCCCGGUCUGUCGUUCCUGGAGCAGCCCCAGAACACGAGUGGGGCCGUGGGGAGUUUCAGGGGUCUGUCGUUCCUGGAGCAGCCCCAGAACACGAGUCUGUCGUUCCUGGAGCAGCCCCAGAACACGAGUCUGUCGUUCCUGGAGCAGCCCCAGAACACGAGUGGGGCCGUGGGGGGCCCGGUGUGGCUGCGGUGCCGCGUGGGGGGGUCUGGGGAGCCCCCCGAGCUGGGCUGGCUCCGUGACGGGGCCUGGCCCUGCCCGGGGGGCUCUGGGUGGCCACCAGCAGCCUCAGGCUGUCCCAGGCGCAGCCCCCGACGCGGGCCGGUACCGCUGCUGGGCAGGGCGGGGUCUCUCAUCGUGUCCCACGAGGCCCACCUGGAGCUGGCAGGGCUCCCCGUGUUCGUGGAGGAGCCCCAGGACGUGGAGCUGGGGGUGUCCACGCCGUUCUCGCUGCGCUGCAGCGCCCGCGGCCCCGAGCCGGUUCGGCUGCUGUGGCUGCGCGAGGGGACCCCCUGCACGACCCCGGGACCCCCUGGCCAGGAGCCCCUCCGUGCUCAGCCUGCCUGGCCCCCCUCAGUGGUGCCGCAGAGCCCCCAGAAGCUGGUGCUGGUGCGGGGGCCGCGCUGGCUCGAGGUGUCCUGGGAGCCGGGGCCGAGUGGGGAGACUCCCUGGAGACCUGCGGUGGGCGCUGCCGAGGACCUGAGCCGGGUGCCCCCCGGGGGUCUCUACAACCGGGUGGUCGCGGUGCCCCCGUUCAGCCACCGCAUCGGGGGGCUCCGCCCCUUCACCCCCUACCGGGCCCGCGUGUCCUGCCGGAGCCCCCCCGGCCCCUCCGCGUGGACCCCCUGGGUGCCCAUGGCCACCACCGAGGGGGGUGAGUGGGGAUUUGGGGACCCCCCUGGGACCCCCUGGGUGCUCCAAGGGACCCCUGGGUGCCUGUGCCACCACCGAGGGGUGAGUGGGGAUUUGGGGACCCCCUGGGUGCCCAUGGCCACCACCGAGGGGGCUCGGGGCCCCGAGAACGUGACGGCCGAGCUGGAGGGGGCAGGGCCCGGGUGCGCUGGGGACCCCCUGGGGACCCCUCAGUGGGGUGCUCAGGGGUACAGGCUGAGCUACAGCACCGACCCCCACCACCAGGAGGUUCUGGACGUGGGGUUGGCUCAGGAGGCCACGCUGGAUUUGGGGUCCCCCCUGCACAACGUGACCCUCCGCGUGGCCCCCUACACUGGGGACGGGCCCUGGAGCCCCCUGCUGCUGCUGCUGCCCCCUGGAGAGGCCCCACUGGAGACACAUCUGGUGCGGCCGGCGGUGCCCGGGGGUUGGUGGCCGGCGCUGGUGGCUCUGGUGGCCGUGGGGACGCUGGCGCUGGGGGCGCUGGCCGUGGUGGCCGCGCGGCGGCGGCGGAAGGAGACGCGGUUCGGGGCCGCGUUCGCUCCCACCGUUCGUUUCCGGGUGCGCAGCUCCUACGGCCGCCGCUCGGCACAGGCCACCCUGAACCGUCUGGGCAUCAGCGCGGAGCUGAAGGAGAAGCUGCGGGACGUGCUGGUCGAGCGGCACCGCGUGGCCCUGGGCAAGACCCUGGGCGAGGUGGGUUUCGGCUCGGUGGUGGAGGGGCAGCUGCACCAGGAGGGCGGAGUGCUCAGGGUGGCCGUGAAAACCAUGAAGAUCGCCAUCUGCUCGCGGGGAGCUGGAGGAUUUCUGAGCGAGGCCGUUUGCAAAGAGUUCGACCACCCCAACGUCAUGAAGCUCAUUGAGCUGGGGGGCUCAGGGGGUGUCCCUGCAGAGCUGGGGGCCGAGGGGCUCCCCGCCCCCAUCGUCAUCCUGCCCUUCAUGAAACACAGGGACCUGCACAGCUUCCUGCUCUGCGCCCAGCCUCGGGGACCCCCAGGGCGCUGCCCCCGCACCCUGGUGGGGUUCAUGUGGGACAUCGCGGCCGGGAUGAGUUACCUGGGGAGGUGUCUGGCAGGAACUGUGCACCGGGACCUGGCGGCUCGGAACUGCAUGCUGGACGAGCACCUGCGGGUGCGGGUGGCGGAUUUCGGGCUCUCCAAGCAGGUGGGGGGGUCCCAGUACUACCGGCAGGGCCGGGGGGCCCCCGUGCCCGUCAAGUGGGUGGCCCUGGAGAGCCUGGCUGACCGCGUGUACACCACCAAGAGCGACGUGUGGUCCUUCGGGGUGACCAUGUGGGAAAUCGCCGCCCGGGGUCUGACCCCGUACCCGGGGCUGGAGAACAGCGAGGUCUUCGAGUACCUGCGGGGGGGGCAUCGCCUGGGGGCCCCCCCACAGUGCCCCCCGCACCUGUACUCUCUGAUGCUCCGCUGCUGGGCCGCCGACCCCGGGACCGCCCGACCUUCGAGGAGCUGGGGGGCUCUGGGGGCUAGCCCUGCAGGUCUCCCCCCUGCCCGACCCCCGCCGCCCCCACGGACCCUCUACGUCAACAUGGCCGAGGGGGAGGGGCGGCCAGAGGGUGGGGAGGGCUCCGGCAGAGCCCCCUCCCUCGCCCCUCCCCCGGGCGUUACGUGCUCUGCCUGA